GACACAGAGAGAGAGAGGGCGCCAAUUGAGAAGUUCAUCACCGAUAUCUUCCUUUUUUCCCGUGAAGAAGGGUUUCUGUAAUUAACCUGAGAUUUGCUUAGGUCGCAGGGAGAGAGAGAGAGAGAGGGGAUGGAGAAGGGUGGGAGCAGCAGCAGGGGAGGAGGAUACUCUCGCAAGUGGGCGAUCGAUCUAACCAACAACGAUUACUCCUCUUCCUCUUCUACUCGCGACGUCCCUGAUCCUCUUGGCUUCACCCGCUCCUCCCAAGAACCCGAGGAUGGUGCUGGAGGAAGCCGACAGAGGAAGGAAACAGAGGCAGCUUGGAAGGCGCAGAAAGCCUGGGAAGUGGCACAAGCCCCUUUUAAGAAUCUGUUCAUGAUGGGUUUCAUGAUGUGGAUGGCUGGAAAUACAGUGCAUUUAUUUAGUAUCGGCAUCACAUUCUCAGCUCUUUGGCAGCCAAUAAGUGCACUACAAAGUGUUGGUAAAGUUUUUGAACCUUACAAGGAUUCAAGAGUAGACACCGUUGCACCUAAGUUGGUCUUUAUUGCCCUUAAUCUUGCGGCAAUGGGAUUGGGUGUUUGGAAGCUUAACGCUUUAGGUCUUCUCCCCACACAUGCAUCUGAUUGGGUUUCAUCCCUACCACCCGCUCAGGAGGUUGAGUAUUCUAGUGGAGGUCUUCCGUUUCUCUAAGAGCAUCCAAGAGUUGAAUCAGGAGCAGAAAUUAUUUAGACAUAGGCAGAAUUGCAUUAUUUGUGCUAGUAGAACAGCCUUUUGAGGCAAAGAAGCUGUAUUAAUGGAUGAACUAAACAAUCAACUCAUGCUCUUGAGUGAUUCUUGCUGCUUCGUGUUUUUCCUUUUUGUCGUCAGCUUUAUCUUUGGGUGCUGUAGUGAAGCAUUUUCUUGUGUCAGCACAAUUGAACAAUGUGAAAUUUUAGAAGUAAAUGGUUUUUUUUUUUGGCCAA
Molecule: messenger RNA, 962 nt
Organism: Nymphaea colorata (pocket water lily)
Lineage: Eukaryota; Viridiplantae; Streptophyta; Magnoliopsida; Nymphaeales; Nymphaeaceae
Exons: 6
Coding region: 130-690 (186 amino acids)
Biological process (GO): protein folding in endoplasmic reticulum
Cellular component (GO): EMC complex
Source: RefSeq, a predicted model, not a curated record